UGUCAAAGUCAAACAACUGUCAACUGUAAACAAAACGAUCAGCUGUGCUGUUUCGAAAGAUAACCUUAAAAAUAACCAAAUCAAAAUAAAUAUUUUAAAUUAUUUAAUUCUGAAAUAAAACAAAGGAACAUAAAUGUGUGAAUAAUACACCGACUGCUGAAAUUGGUAACAAGUCUAUUCAAGUAGAACAAACAUGAAUUGUUUACGGUUAGUGCAACUAGCAGGAAGACAGCAUAUCAGAACAUUUGAGAUAAUAUCCUCAAGAUGUAUCACAAACCACCCGAUCCGAUUCAUGGAAACUGAGAAAUUGUGGAGAGAUAGAGACAACGUAUCAAGACGAUGGCAGUUGAUUUAUAAAGCACCAAUGGACACAGCUCUCAAAUUCGCCACUACAUACUUGACCAUAUCCACUAGUAUUAUAAGUGUCGGUACACUGUACUAUUCGGCAUUUGUAUUCGAUAUAGAUGACAUGUACAACCCUGUAGUGAUUGGGGAUGAUAUAGUGAUUGCUAACAGUCCUGUUGAAUGUUUCGUAUACCUCGCGUCAUUCAUUGCCUUACAUGUUGCGAUAAAAGUAUUGCUAUCCAAAUACGUAAUCAGGCUGUACCAAGAUGGUGAUGAGUAUUUAGCCAUUUUCAGGGGCAACUUUUUCAAUUCAAUUAAUAAACACAAAUUCUUCUUGAAUGAUUUUAAAAAAUUAAAGCCUACAUUAGUUGUGUCUUGGGGUGAUGCCAGGUUUGAUCUUGGUAAUAAGCAUGGUAUUAUACUAGAAAACUAUUUCAAGACUCCUGAACAUUUCAACUAUUUGUUGAACAAGAAGCGAACUGACAGACCUGACACUGAAUGAAUAAUUAUGGCUGACAUACAUUACAUUUUAUAUGUUUUAUUUAUAGUUUAGUUCUUACAUUGUAAGAUAUUGUUGAUUAAAUGCUUUAAGAUGGAAA
Messenger RNA from Trichoplusia ni (cabbage looper), 944 nucleotides. RefSeq lists its product as uncharacterized. The transcript has a single exon. Bases 194 to 847 code for a protein of 217 amino acids. The record is from RefSeq and is a predicted model, not a curated record. NCBI's taxonomy places the organism in Eukaryota, Metazoa, Arthropoda, Insecta, Lepidoptera, Noctuidae.